Messenger RNA from Hyposmocoma kahamanoa, 5287 nucleotides. RefSeq names its product WASH complex subunit 2 (gene FAM21). Bases 54 to 4919 code for a protein of 1621 amino acids. The record is from RefSeq and is a predicted model, not a curated record. The transcript has 12 exons. Lineage: Eukaryota; Metazoa; Arthropoda; Insecta; Lepidoptera; Cosmopterigidae.
UGUGAAGUGAUUAAUGCAAAUUAUAAAUUCACAAUCUUGACAGGUAUCUGAAGAUGGAGGAAGCAGCCUCACUGCGCAGGGCAGCACCGUGCUGGAGCCUGAGCGGCGACCAGCAACUUCUCGAUGCUCUGCAGAACUUACACCAGAGAAUCAUAUCAAAAUGCGAAGAAACCAACACUCGACUCGGUAAUAUGGCGUCAGCUCUCACGCACGCUUCUAUCGCGCUGCACAACGUCAACAACAAAUUCAUGGCUCUCAGCAACAGCCAGUUUAUAGAGAGCAGAGUGUACGAUGACGAUGUCGAGGUUAAAGCGGACACUGUACCAGCGAAGGACCCCCCUCAGGUCGCAGCAGGGUCGGAUCUAGAAAUAUUAAAAUCCAGUCUCAUACAAUUAGAACAAAUGCAUGAAACUGUCACUAUCCUGAAUGACAGUGACACCGACAGUGAAGACGAAGACCAACUUGCCAGGGUGGUGCUGAAACCAAAGGACUUGUAUACAGAUCGACCUUUGCCUCAUAUCAUCGGAUCGUAUGCAUGGAAAACCAAAUGGCACGCAGGUCUCUUGCCGGACGACAGCGACUCGGACAGUACCACGUCGAAGCCGGACCGUGAGCCGGAGCAGUACUCCGAUUCGGAGCCGGACUCCACCGGGAACAUACAAACAGACAGGCAGCGGGAUACCACAGUUUCGUCGUCGGCCUCAUCGCUGGCGCCGUCGCCUCCCCCGGCGCCCGCCGCCGUGGCGCUGGACCUGGCGCGGCGCCUCGGGCUGGGCGCCACCGCCUCCCCCGCCUCCCCCGUCUCCCCCGCAGACACACCCAAGAUGCCAGAAACAGAAGAAGAAUUCACGCCACCAAAACCCGCAGUCAGGAAAAUGUACAGACCGGAACAGCCUAGUGCAGGGGCAAUAUUCUCCGACGAACCCCCACCAUUGGACACGGUGUCAACAUCGUCAAACGACGACAUAUUUGCCGAACUACAUCGCGGCCAACAUCGCGACCAUCAUUGGGGCCAACAUCGGCACCAACCCGUCGACGUGUUCGUUACUAAGCAAGCUCCUGACGAUUUGUUUUCUAACGAUGACGACGACGCCGGUGAUAUAUUUAGUGACUUCGCUGAAACUAACAAGCCUACACAGAACCCAGUGCCUAGUACCAAGUCAAAAUCAACCUUAUUCGAUGACGAACCAGAACCUGAUUUGUUUGCUGAAAAACCAAAGCUCGAAGGAAGUGUUAAAAGCGAAUACAAUGAUAGAGUAAAGAAACCAAUUGGAGGUAUAUCUCUGUUUGGCGCUAAAAACUCUGAAACCAUCGGCGCCGCCAUCUUGCAACGGAACCAAACACUAUCAUCUACAUCCGGCAACGAAUCCGAUGACAAUAAACCUAAACCACAGACAAUAAUUAAAAAAGAUAGUUCACAGAUUAGUAAACCAACUAAGGAUAAAAAAGAACCAUUACAGACUAGUAAACUUGAAAUCAGUAGAGAUAUAUUCGAUGACUUGUUUGCUAAAUCGGAAAUUUUACAGAAGAAAGACGGGAAAGAAAAACAGAAAGUAGCAAAUAUAAAAGAAAACGUUUUAGACAAGAAAGUAGAUUUGUUCAAUGACAAUCUUUUCGAUGACAUAGAUGAUAUAUUUACCAAUAAUGUUGUCAAAAGUAAACAAAGUAAAGAAGGAAAUGCCAACAAGACUUUAUUUGAUGAAAGCGACGACCUAUUUGCUGAUAUAGCAGUCACUAAAACUAGUUUUACUAAAGAAAUUAAAAAUAAUUUAGAUAAGUCUAAUACUAAGAGCAUUUUUGGUAGCGACGAUGAUUUAUUUACUGACAAACCCGUCGCGCAGGCUGAAAAAAGAGAAGUAUAUCUAGCUAAAACUAGUAUUACUAAAGUUAAUUUAAAAGAUACGAGUUUAUUCGAUAGUGACGAUGAUGACAAUAAUAUUUUUUCUAGUAAAUCAAAAACUGAUUCUAAGAAGAAACAAGAAAAAAACCAAAACACAAAUGAUCACAAAGAUAUGCUUAAAGAAGAUUUAGACAAUGAUUUAUUUACAAAUUUAACAGAAACCCAAACACAAGGCAAAAUAAGUAGUGAAAUUAAAUCUUCGAUGAGUUCUCAUCUUGCUAAUGACAGUGAACUGUUUACAUCCACUUCCAAAAAUAUAGAUGACUAUAAUGAUUCGUUUAGGAAAGAUGACGAAAAGUCACAAGGUGCUCUUUCAUCUCUAAAAGAUAGUGAGAAGGCUCCAAUUGGUAAUAAAAUAUCAGAAGUUGAGGUAUUACAAACCCAACAGGAUGCAGAAAAUCCUAUGUUUUCUAAAACAAAUUAUGUACAGAAAAGUAACGAUGAUAUAUUUACAAAAGAUAUUGUCCAAGAUGUUGAAGACACUGUAGAUACAAAGGAAUGCAAAAAUUCGGCAAUAAAACAUUCAAAAUCUAAGCAAUUUAAAGUAGAUGAUACAUUUAGUGACAUUAUGGAUGAAGAUGAUGGCGAUAUCUUUUCAAACGAUAAAGAUAAACCACCAAUUAAAGACACAUCUAUAUUAAAUAUUGAAAAUACAUCUGAAUUACAAGACAAGAUAUUAAAUGAUGAAUCUGAGAAUGAUUUGUUUAAAACUAAAAAUGUUGGUACUGAUGUUGUUAAGGAUGUAACUAAAGAUAAAAUGAAACCAACGGUUUCUCAAAAAUCUAUUUCAAAAGCUCCGAAUACAGCUGAAACGGUACACUGUUCAAAAACCAAAAGCAAACAAAAAACUACUGUUAAUACUAAAUCAAACACAAUAAAAUCUGAAAUAAAUAAAAACAGAACCCAUAAUAAUACAAAUUUAUUCGACAAUAUUGCGAAUUUAGCUGAAAAAGGUAAACCUGAUAAUAUGAAAGAUGUUGAUAGAAAUAAAAACGUUACUGUAUUUGACAAUGUGCUACCAGAGGAAAACAUAUCUCAUUCUGAUACUCUUCCAGUUUUUGAAACGCGUAAAAAUACUUUUGAUGAUAUAUUUAAUGAAGCAUCAAAACCUGAACGCGAUUUAUUCUCAGAUAUUUUUAUUGAUCAGCCUCCAAUUUUCGAAAAACCUAAAGAACCUAAAAAGAGUCAAAAUGUAAAUGCUCUUUUCGAUGACGACUCUGAUGACGAAGCGUUGUUUUUUAAGAAGAACGACGUCAUUUUACAUGAUCACCCUGAAGAAUUCAGUCCUGAUAUUAGCGGUGAUAGGUUUGAUAUUUUCCAUGAUGAACCGCCAGCAAUUGAUGUUGUCCAAGAGACUACUAAAAGUGUUUCUAAACAAGAUAGCGGAAUUAUUUUCAAACACAAAGUAAUAGAAGCGAAUACCACUAACAUCAAUGAAAAUUUAUUUGAGUCACGGCAACAUGUUAUAGUAAAAGGAGACAAUGAGAAGUCUAAGAACAAUAUCAAUGACCUGGAAAAUGUAUUUAAUGAUGAAUUAGAUAUUUUACCUGCAGAAUUAAAGACACAAAAAACAGAUGAAAUGAAACCAAAUAUCGACAAGACAGAUGGUAUUCCAAAUGAACCGAAGAGAAUUGGCAAACUAAGACCAAUGAAUUUCAAUAUUAACGUAAACACACUGCUACCUGGUGCCUCACCUAAAAAAGUACAGCAAAUUGAACAAACAGACGAACAAACUAUACCCACAAAGAAUAACAAAGACUUACAAACUAAUGAAGUUUCAGAACAAGAUGGGACUAAACUAGUUAAAUCGGUGAGUUUUGAAAGCGAACCGGAUAGUACAAUUUUAGAUAACAAACUGUCAAAAGAAAGAGUUAAAAUUCAAGUGAAACGACGCCCCUCCACAAGAAGGGCUCGAAGGGAAGCUGUAAAAAAAUCUGGCAUCGAUUUCGGAGAGGAUUCAACUGAUAAUUCUAAUUCAAUUGAUGACCAUGUUAAAGAAUCUAAAAUCGAAGCAGAGGAAGAAAAUGAUGUUAUUGUUUCUGAAAAAACUAAUGUCAGUGAACAGGAUAACUUACAUAAACCUGAUGGGGAUGUUAAAAGUAUGAAAGCGUCAAGAAAUACUGCUACUUCCAAAGAUUUUGCUAUUUCAGAAGGUACUGAUACGUCCAAGGAUUUAAAAACUGAACAAAACCUGUUUUCAAAAGGUAAUACUUUGGAAAAUGUUACAUCAAGUCCAAUAAGAGAUGUAAAAUCAAAAGUAGUUUAUAUCUUAAAUGACGAAGAUAUUUUUAACAGCAAUCCUCAAGUAGUAUCAAAGAUGGAUGCAGAGGUGACUAAAGUCGAUUCUGUUAAAGUCACAGAACCGACCAAUGUUACACUCGCAAAUCUUGACAAUGAAGCAGAUUUAAAUGUUGUUACAAAAGCGCAAUCUGAGGCUACGAAAACAAAACAAAUCUUAAACAUAGUCAAUGAUGAAGAUGACGAUGAUAUUUUCAAAUCAAUGGUUACUAAAUCAGAAUCAAAAACAAAUACACAACCCGUAACCAUUAAACAUUCAAUAAAAAAAUUAGAAACUGCUUUAAAUUCAGACAGUGAUGACGAAAUAUUCAAAGAUUUUACAAACGUAAAGAAAAUGGAAUCCACUUUAAAAAAUGAGAGUACUUCAACAAAACUACCAAAACCGGAACAAAAAGGAAUUUUUGACGAUUUAACUGACGAAGAUAAUGAACUUUUCAAUAAAAAUAAUAAAGGGUUUAAAGCUAGCAACAAUAAAAUAUUCGGUUCUGAUAGUGACGAAGAGUUGUUCGGCAAAAAGAAGGACAAAAAAAGAGAAGUUAAAGAAAAUAAUAUUGAAGUGAAAGGAACUUUAUUUGGUGAUGAUAACGACGAAUUAUUUAGUUCGAAAGAGAAGAAGAAUGCUGUAUCAAAACCAUCUUCAACCACGAGAUCCAAGUCACCGACGUCAACAAAACCGGUUUUCGAAGAUCCAUUGUCAAUGUUUGAGAGUAACGAUUGUUAAAUUGUUGUCGGUCUCGAUGGCACACAUUAGUUUGCCAUCUUGGUGAAAGGGUUUGCCAAUCGGCGUAAGAUACUCGCCGAUUAUUGGUACCUUAUUGCGGGGAGGCACCUUUCGUGUACAUUAUAGUUAAAUUUAUACUAGUUUAAACGUCAGGUUGUGGCAUAUUGAAGGCCUAAUUUUCUCUGAUAAUAAGAACAAACAGGGUCAAACUUGUUAGUAUGAUUUACCCUGGUCUACUUGAGACGAGAGCUUCUUGUGAAAGAGUUGUACUGCCACCUUACAUAUGUCAGCCGCCAAGCAGUAAUGUGACAUUACUGCGUUCCGGUUUAGAAGGGUAAGGGUGCUAGUGAAAUUACAGACACAUGGGA